Penicillium maclennaniae is the source of this 1371-nucleotide messenger RNA. Its product is annotated as Spo7-like protein. Lineage: Eukaryota; Fungi; Ascomycota; Eurotiomycetes; Eurotiales; Aspergillaceae. Gene Ontology annotation, biological process: nuclear envelope organization. Gene Ontology annotation, cellular component: Nem1-Spo7 phosphatase complex. Gene Ontology annotation, molecular function: phosphoprotein phosphatase activity; protein phosphatase regulator activity. The coding region runs from base 1 to 1371 and encodes 456 amino acids. The transcript has a single exon. The record is from RefSeq and is a predicted model, not a curated record.
AUGAUUUCACCCUUAGACCAGGCUGUCAAGGGUACCGUGCCUGAAGCCCGGACGCCCACGCCAGAGCCAUUGCAUGCUUCAUCUGCCUCCCCGCUACAGCCCUCAACAUCAGAUCCGCUUGCCACGCUACCAUCAUCCCCUCCCCAGAUCUACCUGAACCUGUUGAUUCUUGAAGCAUCACUUCGAGCACAAUAUUUAGCUCUACGGGAGCGUCGUCGUCAAAAUACUUUUUUCCUGCUCCUUUUGGCUGCCUGGAUCGCCUACUUUGCAUACGCGCUGUUCCUCCGCCCGCGAGAAGAUGGCCGCGGCGUCGGCGGCUCUGUGUAUUGGGUGAUUGAGAUGGGAGAAAAGGUCGCCUUGUUAGGAGGAGUGGUGACAGCUCUGUUGGUCUGGGGCACUGGACAAUGGGAGCGUGGGAUUCGCUGGCCCAGGCGCUGGCUCGCGAUCUCGAAUCGCGGCCUCCGCGUCAUGAACACCAAGAUUAUUGUCAUUCGUGGUCCUUGGUGGCAGGAGUUGUUGUCCUACAUCUCAUUUCUAUUUCCCUUCUCUUUACCGUUCUUUCCCUCUCCAACCGGCAACUUCCACUUCGUCGAGCGCCAUUCCUCCGAGAAACGCGGUAGUCGGCAGCACUACCAACAGUACUAUAACGGCAGCGACACCGAGUCCGGACUGGUAGAGGAAGACUUGAGUCCAGGUGGCGACUACAUUCGUCUGCUCUUGCUACCGAAGUCGUUCUCCCCAGAGUUCCGCGAGAACUGGGACGACUAUCGGACCGACUUCUGGGAGAAGGAAAAUGAGCGCCGAACUCAACUACGCCAUAGAAUGCGCGAACGUGAUCGUCAGAUUGCCCAGGCCGAAGGGGGUUGGCUCUGGCGGAUUGGAUUAGGCUGGCGCGCUUCUCAGCGCCGCCGUUUGGUGGCAGCUACAUACAAUCGGUCUCUUGAGCCAGAAACCAAGCACAGAAUUCAUCCUCACCACCAACAUCACCCAUCCGUCUCCUCCAAACUUAGCCAGGAGCAUCGUGCCCCUUCUAUCCGGCGCGGUACUCGGUCUGAUUCAACCCAUUCUCGCACCUCCUCUCGCAGCACCACCCCGAUUGAUGUCGAGGACCGACCGCCUUCGAGAUCCUCAACAUCUGGCCGUCCGCGACGUGGAAGCACUACUCCCUCGGUGUCUGGUCUAGAAGCUAGUCCGCAGCAGCGGAAACGCAAGGGAUCGAAGAGUCUGCGUCGUGGUCUAUCGCCUCUGACACAGGCGCAGAUUCGUGAAGGUGUACGGACACCGUCAUUCUCGUCUGAUGAUUCUGGGAUUUUACCUAUGAGCGAGAAGGAGAGGGACUCUAUGCCAGGCUCAGUGCCUGGCGCUGUUUGA